UCUGCUCAAUGCUUUCUACCCCCAUCGAUCUCAUCAAUCCCAGUCUCUAAAAUUUGCAGAGAGCUUUCACCAUGGGAAGGAUCGCCUUUCUGUCGGUGCUACUGCUAUGGUGUGCAACUGGCAGCAUCGCAUUUUCCUUCACCGAUGGAUUAUUACCAAAUGGCAACUUCGAGUUCGGCCCGAGGCCCGCCAACUUGAAGGGUACUGUAGUGGUGGGGCGCUACGCCAUACCGAAGUGGGAGAUUUCAGGGUUUGUGGAGUACAUUAAAUCGGGACAAAAGCAAGGGGAUAUGCUGCUGGUGGUGCCGGAGGGAGCCUUUGCUGUUAGGCUUGGGAACGAGGCGUCAAUCAAGCAAAGCAUGAAAGUGGUUAAGGGUUUAUACUAUUCACUUACGUUCAGUGCAGCCCGCACCUGCGCUCAGGAGGAGCGGUUGAACGUGUCCGUAGCGCCGGACUGGGGCGUGCUGCCGAUGCAAACUCUGUAUAGCAGUAAUGGGUGGGACUCGUAUGCGUGGGCAUUCCAAGCCGAGCGUGACGUCGCGGAGAUUCUCAUUCAUAAUCCAGGAAGGGAAGAGGAUCCGGCAUGUGGCCCUCUUAUUGAUUCCAUUGCCAUUAGAGCUUUAUAUCCUCCAAGACUCACCAACAAAAACAUAUUGAAGAAUCCGGAUUUCGAAGAGGGACCAUAUAUUUUCCCCAACACGUCUUGGGGUGUCCUAAUCCCACCAAACAUCGAGGACGACCAUUCUCCACUGCCAGGUUGGAUGGUGGAGUCUCUCAAAGCAGUCAAGUACAUAGACUCGGACCAUUUCUCAGUGCCACAAGGCAAACGAGCAGUAGAGCUUGUGGCCGGAAAAGAAAGUGCUAUUGCCCAAGUAGUCAGGACGAUACCUGGAAAAACAUACAUCCUCUCUUUUGCGGUGGGAGAUGCCAGCAAUUCCUGUGAAGGGUCUAUGAUCGUUGAGGCAUUUGCAGGCAAGGACACUGUGAAAGUGCCUUAUGAAUCUAAGGGCAAAGGCGGAUAUAAGCGUGCUGUGCUCAAGUUUGUGGCUGUGUCUCCACGAACACGUAUAAUGUUCCUCAGCACGUUUUACACCAUGAGAAGCGAUGACUUUUCUUCACUUUGUGGCCCUAUUGUCGAUGAUUUGAAGCUUCUCAGUGUGCGUAACCCACGGCGCCGGAUGUGAGGCAGCUUGCAUGCAUGCAUAUGGAUGGGUAUAUUUGUAUCUUAAUUUGGUCAAACUACUGAGUAAUUUUGUUUGUAAUCAAGGAAGCAUUAAUGGGUUUUAGUAUGGGUUUAGAGUACAAUUCGAAA
Messenger RNA from Juglans regia (Persian walnut), 1312 nucleotides. RefSeq lists its product as uncharacterized. The coding region runs from base 72 to 1184 and encodes 370 amino acids. The transcript has 3 exons. Gene Ontology annotation, cellular component: plant-type cell wall. NCBI's taxonomy places the organism in Eukaryota, Viridiplantae, Streptophyta, Magnoliopsida, Fagales, Juglandaceae. The record is from RefSeq and is a predicted model, not a curated record.